Molecule: messenger RNA, 8188 nt
Organism: Mus musculus (house mouse)
Lineage: Eukaryota; Metazoa; Chordata; Mammalia; Rodentia; Muridae
Gene: Il17rd
Product: interleukin 17 receptor D
Exons: 13
Coding region: 72-2288 (738 amino acids)
Cellular component (GO): plasma membrane; Golgi apparatus; Golgi membrane
Molecular function (GO): interleukin-17 receptor activity
Source: RefSeq, marked validated
ACUCGGGACUAGAGAGCGAGCUACAGGCAGCAACCUAGCGGAGACCGGCCCAACUGGGCGAGCGUACGGCCAUGGCCCCGUGGCUGCAGCUCUGCUCCUUCUUCUUCACUGUCAACGCCUGUCUCAACGGCUCGCAGCUGGCAGUGGCCGCGGGCGGCUCCGGCCGCGCGAGGGGCGCGGACACCUGUGGCUGGAGGGGAGUGGGGCCGGCCAGCAGGAACAGCGGACUGCACAACAUCACCUUCAGAUACGACAACUGUACCACCUACUUGAAUCCCGGCGGGAAGCAUGCGAUUGCUGAUGCUCAGAACAUCACCAUCAGCCAGUACGCUUGCCACGACCAGGUGGCAGUCACCAUUCUUUGGUCCCCAGGGGCCCUUGGCAUUGAAUUCCUAAAAGGAUUCCGAGUCAUCCUGGAGGAGCUGAAGUCGGAGGGCAGACAGUGCCAACAGCUGAUUCUAAAGGACCCCAAACAGCUCAACAGCAGCUUCAGAAGGACUGGAAUGGAAUCUCAGCCUUUCCUGAAUAUGAAAUUUGAGACGGAUUACUUUGUAAAGAUUGUCCCUUUCCCUUCCAUUAAAAAUGAAAGCAAUUACCAUCCCUUCUUCUUCAGAACACGGGCCUGUGACCUGUUGUUACAACCUGACAACUUGGCCUGUAAGCCUUUCUGGAAGCCUCGAAACCUGAAUAUCAGCCAGCAUGGUUCUGACAUGCACGUGUCCUUCGACCAUGCCCCGCAGAACUUCGGCUUCCGUGGCUUCCAUGUUCUCUAUAAGCUCAAGCACGAAGGCCCCUUCAGGCGGAGGACUUGCAGGCAGGACCAGAAUACAGAGACAACCAGCUGCCUCCUCCAAAACGUUUCUCCAGGGGACUAUAUCAUUGAGCUGGUGGAUGACAGCAACACCACCAGGAAAGCUGCUCAGUAUGUGGUGAAGUCAGUGCAGUCUCCCUGGGCUGGACCCAUCAGAGCUGUGGCCAUCACUGUGCCUCUGGUUGUCAUAUCUGCGUUCGCAACCCUGUUCACUGUGAUGUGCAGAAAGAAGCAACAAGAAAAUAUAUAUUCACAUUUAGAUGAAGAAAGCCCGGAGUCGUCCACAUACGCUGCGGCUCUCCCCAGAGACAGGCUCCGGCCUCAGCCCAAGGUCUUCCUCUGCUACUCCAAUAAAGAUGGCCAGAAUCACAUGAACGUGGUCCAGUGUUUCGCCUAUUUCCUGCAAGAUUUCUGUGGCUGUGAGGUGGCUCUGGACUUGUGGGAAGAUUUCAGCCUCUGCAGAGAGGGGCAGAGAGAAUGGGCCAUUCAGAAGAUCCACGAGUCCCAGUUCAUCAUUGUCGUGUGCUCCAAAGGCAUGAAGUACUUUGUAGAUAAGAAGAACUUCAGACACAAAGGAGGCAGCCGCGGCGAGGCGCAAGGCGAGUUCUUCCUGGUGGCCGUGGCAGCCAUUGCUGAGAAGCUCCGUCAGGCCAAGCAGAGCUCAUCUGCCGCACUGCGCAAGUUCAUCGCCGUCUACUUCGAUUAUUCCUGUGAAGGGGAUGUACCCUGCAGCCUGGACCUGAGCACCAAGUACAAGCUCAUGGACCACCUUCCUGAGCUCUGUGCCCAUCUGCACUCAGGAGAGCAGGAGGUGCUGGGUCAGCACCCAGGCCACAGCAGCAGAAGGAACUACUUCCGGAGCAAAUCGGGCCGCUCCCUGUAUGUUGCCAUUUGCAACAUGCACCAGUUUAUUGAUGAGGAGCCUGACUGGUUUGAGAAGCAGUUUAUACCCUUCCAACAUCCCCCUGUGCGUUACCAGGAGCCAGUCCUGGAGAAAUUUGACUCAGGCUUGGUUUUAAAUGAUGUCAUAAGCAAACCAGGGCCAGAGAGUGACUUCUGUCGGAAAGUCGAGGCUUGUGUACUUGGGGCCGCUGGGCCAGCCGACUCUUAUUCAUACCUGGAGAGUCAGCAUGUAGGCCUGGACCAAGACACUGAGGCCCAGCCCUCCUGUGAUAGUGCCCCUGCCUUGCAGCCCCUGUUACACGCAGUGAAAGCUGGCAGUCCCUCAGAGAUGCCACGGGACUCAGGCAUAUAUGAUUCUUCUGUACCCUCAUCAGAGCUCUCUCUGCCUCUGAUGGAGGGACUCUCUCCGGAUCAGAUAGAAACAUCUUCUCUGACCGAGAGUGUAUCUUCCUCCUCUGGCCUAGGUGAGGAGGACCCCCCUACCCUCCCUUCCAAGCUCCUUGCCUCUGGGGUGUCCAGAGAACAUGGUUGCCACAGCCACACUGACGAACUGCAAGCGCUUGCUCCUUUGUAAGGACUCGGAAGAGUCUAAGCAUCGCCACUUUAGCUGCUGAUCUCUCUGGCUCCCCAGUUCACCUCUGUGGUUGUGCAGCCUACUUGGAGCUGAAGGCGCACACGGGGAUAUCUGGAAUGAAAUUCUGGCUAGCACUCGAUCUGUUCUGCUCCAGCCUUCUAAGGGAUACUUAGCAAAGUCUCCAGUUUCCCAAAAGCAUAUGGAACCCUGAAAGGCAUGUCCAUUAGAUCUGACUGCAGCUGUCCAUCUCAGACUGAUCCUUGGAUCUGAGCCUGCUCUGAGAGGGGUAGAGUGGAAACAGGUAACGAGAAAUAGGAAAGCUCCCACACAGCCUGCUCUGGCUUCACUUGAACUCUGGCUACUUAAACUCAAAAUGCUUUGUGGAAAAGCCCUCUCGGCAUCCUUACAGCUUACUUACCCAUGUCAAGUACUGCUGGGACCCAGGCUGCGCUGCAGGUCAUGUUUCUGUCCAUUUUGAUGUGGAACUUACACUGUCCUGAGUGUUAAGUAAACCUUGAGUCCAAGGUCCAGACAAUGAUUGAACAUUCAUCCAGUCACGUUUUGUAAAACAGCUCUCUCUCUCUUACUGGGAAACAUGACCAACCAGGACAGAAUCCUGUGGGGCUGGACCAUCUUGUUUGUCCUACGUGAAACUGGCUGAUUAAUGUGCAGACGUUGUCAGGACCUGGGCGUUUUCCCUGCAUCGAGGUAGCCAUCUCAUGGGAGCCUUAGCCAUCUGUUUAGUUUCUCCCUGGGCUACAUUUACUGCUCUGUAGCUCGGGUGGUGACGGCUGGACGUGGAGGACUGCUAUCCAUUACUCAGCUGGGCAGCAACAUUAUUAGAAUCGUGGUUUGUAUUUUGGCUGGUGCCGUGUCUUGAAUUUUAGAGGUCAGAAUCCACUAAUACUCGUCAGUGUACGGGAGACGGUGGCCAGUUAAUCUGCUGGUUUUGACAAGUGACAAACCUCCUUUUCAGAAGGCAGAAAGGAGGGGAUUGUUACAAAAGUAAAUGUUCUAUUUUUAUGAAUGAAUCUUGUACAGAAAUUCUGUUUCCAAAGGUAAACCAUCUCUUCCUAUCCUGUACCUUAAUUAGAUGUAUAUAACGAUGAGUCUGUCUCCCCCUUAGAAACCUUUAUCCCUUGCUCUGGCUCACUUGGUUUGAGCAUCCUUCUCCACUGUUAGCAUGGGUGCUGUUGGAUUUUGGCAGCCUAUCUUCUCAGCAUUCUGUUACGAACCAUUGAUUUUUCUUACUACUCCACCAGAUUGGACCAGCAUUAAGGGGGUUGCUGAGAAAGAUCCCAAGGUCAGGUGUGGAGGUGAGAUGAGCCGGGGAUUUCCCUUCUAGGCACCUUUGCAGUGGGGUGGGGGGUGGGGGAAGGGAGCCCUUAGUUCCUGCUGAGAAGAAGCGGUUUGUGUGCAUUUUGGAUGGAAACACCCUUCUCCCUGCUCUGCACAGGCAGCUGGCAGCUUCUCAGGAGAGCGUGCUCCACAUGUUCUCUAGCAGAGAACAGAGCAGCUGCUCUGGGCAAGCUGUGAGCUGGUCUCGCAGUAAAACCAGGCAUCUCUGCAGAGGAGUUCACGCCAUAUUAUCACUGUGGAAUCCAGACUGAGCAGACAGAGCUCCCACCUCCAUGAGGCUCUCCUGGCCGUGCUCAGUCUUGGCAUUCAUUCUGUGAGGGAGAUUGGUGGGCCUAAAUUGCUAAUGUAUGACCGUUCCCUGGGAACAUCAUCAGAGAAUGUUUUUCUCUUUUUAAAUUGAGGCCAAGAAAUAUUUUAUCCCCCCCCCCAAAGAGCCAUUAGAAACCACAUUUCGGAUAGAUACUGAGCUUUGCAUGUGGAGUGUGGGGUCCCUGAGAGUGCCCAGGAGCAGCAUGGGGCCCUGGGUGGAGGAGGGCUUAGCUUCACUGGAUCCCAGGCCCAGGCUCGAUGCAUGAACUCAGAUGAGGAAACUGGAGGGCAGCCCUGUGAGCCAUCUAGCUUGCUAGUCCAAAAAGUCAGAGUCAGGUGAAGUUUUGUUUGUGUUUAGCCAUUGGGUGACUUUAUUUUGACAUACAAGUGUUUUUGAUCAGAAGAGAGAGCCAGAUUCUAACGUGCCAGGUGAUGGUUUCUUAGCCCUGAAGGAGCAGAUAGUGGGCGGAGCCAUAGUAUUAGCCAGCCUCUUUCCCAUACACCUCAUCGUUGAGCCAGGAAUGAGAAUGGCCUUGCAGAUUAAGGCAAGGUGCCAGUUCUGACAAGGCACAAGCUUUUUGAUGCUAACGGGAGAUGGGGUUGGGGCUGAGAGUGAAUGGUUUGUGGGGAAAUAGACCAGGUCCUUUGCGGGGGAGGGGGGCAAAGGUGAGACGGGUGUGAGGGGGGCUAGGGUACCAGGAAACCAAGAAAGAAAGUUGUUGACCUGUGUUUAUGCGUGCCCUACAGGUGCUUCUCAUGCAUCUGGCCCAGAGGUGAGUCAGAAAUGUAGCUCACCUGCCCUUGAAGCGCAGACCUACCCAGCCAUUGUGGCUCAUGUUGCUAAUUUUCUUGACAACCUUUAGUGGUAGGUCCUCUGACUUUAUAUAAGUAACUAAAUAGGAAGCUGUUCCCCCAAAAGUGUGGGGUUGCAGGAGCUUUUCAGAGGAAGAGGGAAGCUGUGUUAUUCCUGGAGCCAAAAUGACACACCCUCACUCCAGACAGAAAGGGAAAUAGGAAGUCCCUAGCUACCCCGACACAAGAGAACACUCCGCUGGUACUGGGGAAAGGUAGGCAAUGCCAACGUGGAGAUUUCUAGUCUUUUUAAAAAUCUUCCAUCACUGGGCAUGGCUGCUGGUAAUUGGCAAAGUUUGUGUUUUCUGGGGCACCUGUAUACCCCGGCAUAAGGAAAACAGUAACAUAGCACCUUGAAGAGAGACAUCAGGGCGUGGCACCGACUGGGGCAAACCAAGGCACCCUUGUCCAGCCUUCAGCAGUGUUUCCUGGGCUUCUUGGUUUUCAAGAAAAGCUGAGGAUGUCUCAUUUUGAAGCUGUCAAUGCCUAGCGCUGGCAAGACAGCUCAGAAAGUACAAGCAUUUCUGAAACAAACCCAGACAACGUACCCACAGUGGAAGGCGUGAAGCAACCCUGUCCCAAAGUUGUCUUCUUUGGCUUCCUCAUGCUGGCUGUGAUGCUCACAGAUACCGGGGUGUGUGUGUGUGUGUGUGUACGUGGGUGUGCACGAGUGCAACACCAAAACCACAUGCAACAACAACAACAAACAACAACAAAAGCUAAAUAUUAGCAAUUAAGCUUUGGAAACUACUUAAAUGAACCCAGGACCAAUAGAACAUGUAGAUAGAUCUAAUUUUGCCCAGUGGCUGCCAGGUUGUGAAUUCUGCUUUGUAAGAUGGGAAAUGAAAACCAGCCACAGUAAUUGCGCAUAUGUGGGGCCCUGGGGAAAGCUGUAUUAGCCCUAUCUAUCUUUCAGACAAACUUGAUGCUCUUCUGAUGAUUUUGCUUCUUAAAACAGGGUCUCGGCCAGGCUAUGGUGGCCCACGCCUUUAAUCCCAGCACUUGGGAGGCAGAGGCAGGUGGAUUUCUGAGUUCGAGGCUAGCCUGGUCUACACAGCCAGGGCUACACAGAAAAACCAACCAACCAAAAAACCAAAAACCAGGGUCUCAUGUCGCCCGGGCUAGCCUUGAACUUCUGAUACUUCUUUCUCUCUCUGGUGUGCACAUGACCCAUAGCCUUAAUAUGAUUUUGAAUACGUUCUAAGCAUUUUGAUAGUGUCUUUUAUAUUUCAUAAUUCUCAAGAGAAAGGCAGGUCAGCUGUUUUUUAUUGGUGGUGGUGAUUUUUCAAGAUAAGGUUCUCUGUGUAGCCCUGGCUGUCUUGGAACUCGAUCUGUAGUCCAGGCUGGCCUCGAACUCUUAAGAUACACCUGCCUUCGCCUCCCGAGUGCUGGGAUUAAAGAUGUGCGCUGCCUCCACUGCCACCGCCAUCAUUCUGCUGCUGUUAAUUUCAAAGUCAGAUCUCUAUCGUCCCAUAUUAAAAAGCAGGCAGCAGUUGCAUUUAAGCCCCAGUCUUUAGGGCCUUAUUUAUAGUUUAGUUCUAAUUGCCAUCAUGUUUUUAUGUGUGGUGCAAUUCUGAGGUUAGGCCAGGGUGUUAUUAGGGGAAUUUAUUUGGGGGACCCAGAGUGCCCUCAUACUGUGUUUUGCCGUCUUCCUUUCUCUGAAGUCUGGGACAGGGUCUUCUGGAGGAAUGCUAUAGGAGGUGGCAAAAUGCUCUUCUAUUGUUGAGACACCAGGUAUCCCCACAGUGUUUGGCCCUUGUCAUAUCACCACAUUUCCAGACCCAAGGGGGAAAGUUGGCCAAAGGAGAGCCAGCUGGAAGCGGUUGGUUCGGUUCCGGUUUUAGAACUUGGGGGCAAAGAAAGGCUGAACUCACCCAGUGUGAUCCCUCAGCGACUCAAGGCAGGCUGUGCUUGAGUUGUUCCAGACUCACGGCUGUGGCUGAGAUUCUGGCUCUUUAGCCGAGGGGAUUCUGCAACCUCCCUGCUGAUCAGAUGGUCCUUUGUAUGUCUUCCUUGCAGAAAUUCAAACCAGCUUUCUUUUGUCUGCAGCAUAGAGGAGAAAGAACAGCUGGUCACCUUCCCAGCAGUGGAAACCGCAGUGAGGUCAUCCCCUGGUGUGUUUUUUCCCCCCAGUAGUAAAUAAUCCCACCCACUUAAGGACUUUCACAGCUCUUGUGCUCUGGGGGCUUCUCAGCCUCACGCUGUUUUGUUAUCCGAAUGACACCCAUGCCUUGUUCACAUGGGUGUUGCCUGACAACCAUGCUCCAGUUAGGAUUACAGGGAGAUUUGUGUGGGCUGGCUGCUCUCACCACAUAAAAAUAUCAUGGUGCAUAUGCUCAAUCAGAACACCACCCGUUGCUUCCUUGGUGGCAGUCCUUGUCUUGUGCUUUAUUCUCUCCUGCAGGUGAGCAGCUGGGGCUUGUGUCUGGUGUCUUCUUCAAGGCCAGCACCUGCCUACCUGCUGAGCGGCAGCUAUCCCACGCGCCAACCUGGGGUUCUAUUUUUACCUCUCUCUAGACUUGCCCUGUAUUUUGUGAAUCAUAUUGUUUAAAUGGCACACACUUCACCAGAACCUCUGGCAAGGUGAGGCCAGAGGUUGCCAAGGGCCACCUCCCGUUGACUGUUGGGGACUAUUUCCAAACACCUUGGAAUGCCUCAGGGAGGGCCUCUGGAGAAUUUCAGCCAGUAGUCUUCUUUCCUGCCUCUUGGUUCACCCUUGAUACUCACUGGGGACCCCAGAUACCUCUCCCUCCUCCUCUAGGGCUGGAUCUCUCAGUUAAGCAGGCAUAAUGUUUGAUGCAAUCAAGAGCCAGACAGAAGCGAUCACCCCCGACUGGAUAGCUAAUAUUUAUAUCACAUGGACUCUGGCCGGAAGAGAAGGAAGAAUAUUGGCCCUGUGUGGCUACCACUGGAUUAUAUUCAAUGUGUUCAUAUGUGUGUGUGUGUGUGUGUGUGUGUGUGUGUUAAAUCCAUCUUUCUCUCAAAGAAGCAUAUCAAGUUUGAACAGAAGCAAAAACUUCUGUUCAAACUCAAGUGGUCAUUUUAAGAGUAGCUUCGGUUUUUCUGAUCUGUUUAAAAACAAAAGUGUUUUUACUGUGGAAGCUUCCAUGUUAUGGAGGAGGGCCUCAGGCGUGGGGAGGACUGGUGCCCUUGUUCUGUUUUAUGUCCAAGUUUGUCCUUUCUGGGGCUUUUGGCAGAAUGGUAAGCACUGACAGCCUAUAGCACUGUGCCAUAUUUUUACAUUGGCGAUAUUGCUGGUAUAUUGUGGUAUAUUUGACUGUAUAAACAUUGUAAAUAGAUGAUAGUAAGUCAUGGCUGACAUUUGUAAGAUGCUUUUGUACCUUAGAAUUUUCUACAUCAAAUAAAAUGUUUUCUUGUAA